GCCUGUGCGCUUUGACAACUUCUAAAAACGUAAUCGAAGGGAGUCUGACACGCGUAGAGCGGUCACAGUCAUGGCGGCUCGCAGGAUGUUUGCCCCAGGGCUGUUAGCAGCAAGAUUUUUUAAUCAAGUGAGACCGAGAUUGCCGUCCAGGAAGGGAUUUAUUCUUAAUCAUUCAUUACCAACACCUCAACAAACCUUUAGAUGUUCAGGGGGUACAUCUAAUUAUUCACAACCAAAAGGAGAUGGCUUGCUUUAUGCCCUGGUUGUUGGACUUACAACACUAGGUGGAGGAGUCUAUGUUUAUAUAACCCUCCGUAAGGACAGAGACAGAUUUAAGGAAAGAAUUGUGUCUUUCUCCACCAGCUUUGAAGGGAAACAUGAAGAUUUGAAAACGACAGGAUCGAAAGAGGAUGCUACACAAACUGGAGAAAAAGCGGAAUCGCAAGGUGAAAUAGAAACAAGUCAAGAGAAGGCACCUACAACCAGUGCAGUGUUAACUCAUGUUCCUUACAUUCUGAUUGGUGGAGGCACAGCCUCUUUUGCCGCUGCUCGAUCCAUACGUGCAAAAGAUCCAGGAUCUAGAGUCCUGAUAAUAUCAGAUGAACUUGAUCUUCCCUACAUGCGCCCACCUCUUUCUAAGGAACUGUGGUUUUCUGAUGAUCCUGAUGUGUCUGAAACAUUGCGCUUCAAACAGUGGAAUGGCAAGGAGAGGAGUAUUUUCUUCCAGCCAUCCUCCUUCUAUGUGUCUCCUGAAGAACUUAUGUCUUCUGAACAUGGAGGGGUUUCAGUUCUCACUGGAAAGAAGGUUGUACACAUGGAUGUACGAGAGAACAAGGUUAAACUGGACGAUGGUACUCUCAUCUCAUAUGAAAAGUGUUUAAUUGCCACAGGAGGAACUCCUAGAAACCUCCCAUCCAUAGAACGUGCUGGAGAGAAUGUAAUGCAGAGAACCACGUUAUUUAGAAGGGUAUCAGAUUUCCGUUCCCUCAGUAACCUUUCCUCCUCAAUUGACUCCAUCACCAUUAUUGGGGGCGGGUUUUUAGGAAGUGAGUUGGCUUGCGCUUUGGCAAGGAAAGGGAGGCAAACUGGUCUUGAAGUUAUCCAGAUGUUCCCUGAAAGUGGUAACAUGGGAAAAGUUCUUCCAGAAUAUCUUAGCCACUGGACCACCGAAAAGGUGCGAGGAGAGGGUGUAAAUGUCAUGUCCGAUGCUGUUGUUAAAUCUGUCAGUUAUCAGAAUGGAAAACUUAACAUUUCUCUAAAGGAUGGAAGACAGGUGCAGACAGAUCACAUAGUAGCUGCAGUUGGUUUAGAACCCAACACGGAACUGGCAAAAUCUGCCGGCUUAGAACUCGAUGGUGACUUCGGGGGAUACAGGGUUAAUGCGGAACUCCAGGCUCGCAACAAUGUGUGGGUGGCAGGAGAUGCAGCUUGUUUCUAUGAUAUUAAACUUGGCCGCAGGCGAGUUGAGCACCAUGAUCAUGCGGUUGUAAGUGGAAGACUUGCUGGGGAGAAUAUGACCGGAGCUGCUAAACCUUAUUGGCAUCAAUCUAUGUUCUGGAGUGAUCUUGGUCCUGAUGUUGGCUAUGAAGCCAUUGGUAUUGUUGACAGUUCACUGCCAACUGUUGGUGUGUUUACCCGGGCCACAGAGAAGGAUACACCAAAAAGUGCCGCUGAGUUAAGUGGCACAGGCAUCCGUUCUGAGAGUGAUACCGGGGAAAUAAUUCAGACAGAAAAUACUCCCUCUCCUGUCUUACCUCAAUCAUCUCCUCCUUCCACACAGCAGAAGGAAACCUAUGGAAAAGGAGUGGUGUUUUACCUGCGUGACAACAUAGUAGUGGGGAUUUUGCUGUGGAAUAUCUUUAAUCGAAUGCCUAUUGCACGCAAAAUAAUUAAGGAUGGUGAGGAGCAUUCUGACCUCAAUGAGGUGGCCAAGCUUUUCAAUAUCCACGAAGAGUAAAUCACGAAGGAAGAAAAAUGUUUGUUUUUUUUCUCCAGUCACUCAAGAAGAGUUUAGCAAUGACCACUAUUGAUGUUCAGCACUUAAAUUCAGAGCUCCUAAGAAACUGGAUAAAAAUGCAUACAUUCAUAGAAUCUGUCAUAUCCCAAAUUUACAUAAUCGGUAAAAGAUUAUUAAAAUUGAUAACUGAUGCUUUUGUAAUAUUUGAUAAUUCUGUGCUUAACUCAAAAACAAAAAGAACUAAGCAUGUUUUACAUCUAUUGUUCAUUUGCACAUCCUUGCUAUCGCCCUGGACUUGUUGGGAAGGUGUUUGUAUAUGUGUUCUUCAGAAAUAAACCUGAUCAUGGGGGGAAAAAAUAAUUUUGAAAAUAUUGUCCUUCUGAGUUGAAUUUGGGAAUAUAUGCUUAUUUGCACAAAUAAAGAUCCACAAACUAGG
Pelobates fuscus (common spadefoot toad) is the source of this 2393-nucleotide messenger RNA. RefSeq names its product apoptosis-inducing factor 1, mitochondrial-like. Gene Ontology annotation, molecular function: FAD binding; protein dimerization activity; NAD(P)H oxidase H2O2-forming activity. Gene Ontology annotation, cellular component: mitochondrion; cytoplasm. NCBI's taxonomy places the organism in Eukaryota, Metazoa, Chordata, Amphibia, Anura, Pelobatidae. Gene Ontology annotation, biological process: mitochondrial respiratory chain complex assembly; apoptotic process. The record is from RefSeq and is a predicted model, not a curated record. The transcript has 18 exons. The coding region runs from base 71 to 1957 and encodes 628 amino acids.